CUCUGAACCGCCCCACUGUUGACAUGAUGAGGGACGAGCUUUGAGCCUUUGAUUGGGCAGAGGAGGGAGGGUUACCUGUGGAGUGAAUGGCAAAGGCGACGAACGAAACUCGGUUUUGUCGAAUUAAAUGGCCUUCAAAUUGUUUGUGCCAUAACCCCCCUUUCCCCGGCAAGUGGCGACACCGUAGCACUGAUGUCAGCUCUGUCUUCGCCCGCCGCGCAAGCCGCCGCGGUGAAGAAGAAGCACGUUCGCUUUGCUAGCAUGGACGACGACGACGACGACCACGAGGAGCAGGAAGAAGACACCUUGUUUGACAAAAGGAAGGAUGCGGAGCGAGGCGGUCUCAAGAGUGCGCUGAAGGCGGCCAAGAGGAGGACGAAACCGGGAAGCGGCGAGCGGGUGAAAGUGGUCGACGGUGGGCGAGGGGGCGGAUACACAGCUUGCGGCCGCUGGAUGGUCAGCCUCACUCUCUGCGCAUCCUUUCUCGGCCUGGGGAUGGGCAUCUCAGUGGUUGGACCUACGUUCGAGGACCUGGCUUUGAACGUAAAUACGGACAUAAGCAAUAUCUCCUACAUCUUCAUUGGCCGAUCUGCGGGCUAUAUUGGCGGCUCACUCUUAGGAGGUGUCCUUUUUGACUGCAUGAACCCAAAUCUGCUGCUCGGGUUUUCUAUGCUGAUCACGGCCUGUGGAAUGUGUGCUAUCCCUUUCUGCAAACAUGCUCUGCUCCUCACCGGCUUUAUGUCCAGCAUUGGUAUCUCCAUGGGGAUUCUGGAUACAGGUGGGAAUGUCCUCAUACUGAAUACGUGGGGAGCUCAGGCUGGACCUCACAUGCAGGCUCUCCACUUCAGCUUUGCAGCGGGUGCCUUUGUGUCACCAAUCAUAGCCAAACUUCUGUUCGGGCACAACACGGCCGGCGGCCACGGCGUGGACAUCAUGCCAAAAAACUCUACGAACUCCCCCGUGGCGUUGCCUAUCGCCACCGACGACCACACCCUCAUCCAGUUCAUCCACGGCAGCGGCGACAACCUCAAAUCCAUGUGGGCUUACAUUGUAAUCGGAUUGUUUGUCCUCCUCACUUCCUUCCCGUUCUUCGUUCUUUGCGUUCGCGGCGGCACGUCACACGACAAAGCCCGCGCGUCAUCGGCGAAGCACCCGGUGGCCAGACACCACACGGCGCUGGUCGUCCUGCUCUUCUUCUUCUUCUUCGCCUACGUCGGCGCCGAAGUGGCCUACGGCUCCUUUAUUUUCACCUUCGCCAAGGAUUAUGCUCAAAUGAAUCAGGCGCAAGCGGCAGGGCUCAAUUCCUUAUUCUGGGCGACGUUUGCCGCUUGUCGGGGCUUGGCUAUCUUCUUCGCUUCCUGCAUGUACCCGGGUACCAUGAUACUACUCAGCCUGGUUGGCACCACGUUGUCCUCACUCUUUCUCUGCCUCUUCAGCAAGGAUAAAAUCAUGCUGUGGGUGUGUACCGCUCUAUACGGCGCUUCCAUGUCCUCCACCUUCCCUAGCGGAAUUUCCUGGUUGGAGCAAUACACCACCGUGACGGGCCGUUCAGCGGCCGUGUUUGUGGUGGGCGCCGCUCUGGGCGAGAUGGUGUUGCCCGGUCUCGUCGGGUUCCUACUCGGGAAAAUUCACGGACACCCCCUGCUCAUGUACCUGGCGCUGAUCACUGCUACCUUCACCGCAAUCAUUUUCCCAGUCAUGUACAAGUUAGCUUCUGUAUCCGCCGGUCCGAUUAGGAAACGACACGGGAUCGGGCGGCUUAAUGCUGACGACAGCGAAUACCGACAGGCGCUGCUGGAUUCCGGAGAGCUGGACGAGGAAGAAGAGGAGGAGAACGAGGCGGAUCAGUGGAACGACGCAGACUUUGAAGUCAUUGAAAUGGACGACGCCGCAAGCCUUAUAAGUUCACCCGGUAAAGACGGUUCUCCGCCGGAUAUCGGUAGCGAUAGCGGCUUAUUGACCUCCGGCGCCCAGCUGACGGAACCUGCAAAGGGUUCCUCAUCGUCAGACACCAUCUCCCUAGUGGGAGAUUCACCUAAACGCAAACUGCUGCUUUUCCCUGACAGAGUUAAGAGAGACUAAAACGUCAUUUUUCAUUUUCUCAACAUCCGAAGAACCUUGAUUUGUCCAGAGCCUGUAACUACUGUCUAAUGAUUUAAAGGGACAGACAGCACUUCGAAUAAACCAUCACGUAGAAGAAAGUUGCUCAAAGUAUUUCACAAUACUUUGUCGCCCAAAAGGUUAUCGAUAUGCUCCCACCAAGAAUCAAUAUACCGUUUGAAAAAGGUGUUAGUUAAAAAAAAAUAAAUAAAGGAACCGACUUAGAAUAGUGCCUACGUUAGCUCACUGGCUGCUAUUUGUGGCUUUAGACAUCCAAUAGCGUACGGCACGUAACAUGUCACCUUUGCUCAUUAAUAUUCAUGACAUUGGCAACUGUUGCUAGGGGGGUCAAACUCUUGUUUGUCACUCAUGCUAGAUGGAUGUAAAUGGUGUACGAACGAGAUGUUUACUGAGCUAAACCCUACAAUUCUGUCCGAAAGUGAAGUCCCUGUUGCCAAAUUCACUGGUAAAGAUGUGGAAGAGCAUACAAAUGUUUAAUUCAAGAGACGGCUUCAGUGGCGAGGGCUGAAAAAGACGGGGAAAAAGAGCCGACCUGUUCCAGAGGUAGCUUUUUUUAUCAACACCUUUUUCUUGUGUGCAUUGCCUUACGCCACUGAUAAUUACAUUCUCCUGUUUCAACAAGCUAUCCUUACCAUCGUAUACCCUGUCUUUCUUAUAUGUUAUAUCCUCUGGUUGUUUUAUGUCUCAGGUUAGCGUUUGGGGUAGGGUUUGGGUUUAGGGUGAGGUGUGUUGUGUCUGUACACCUCAAGGAUUCUUUUCCAACUAGAGUAGUCAGUUCUUUUUGCCUGCUCCUUUUAUUAAGUCACCACUAGGGGAAGCCAAGCGCACAUAGCAAAACAAAACAAAACAAAAAAACUGUAGAGUCCGGAGUUACAAUAGUGACAUCUUGUGAACGAUGAACAAUAUAUUAGUUUAGAAAAAAAAUCAAACUUAAAAAGUAGUCAAGAUCAAGGGACAGAACACUCCCCGCGUCACAUCUGCAAGAUGCCAGCCCUUAACUAACUUCUAGAAAUACCACCUAAAACAAACGAUGCAAUACAAUAAAUGCCUGCAGCAUAAGACACUCUAAAACAUAGGCAAAAUAAUAUGUGUAAAUGUUUUCUCCGUGAGCUUUUGAAAAACAUCUUUGUGGAAGUGCACUCUUGUGGAAACAAACUUCAUCAUAUUCAAAUUCAAAGACUGAUAUUUAUGUACAAGUUAAAAAUAGCCCUGUGAGAAAUUCAUAGCAAAGUUAAUUCAAAGUUCAUAUAAUUUUAAAGAAUAAUAUGAGAAGUUAAGAAAUUGAUAUAAACCAUGUAAAUUUUUGACCCUGUCUAUUAAGAAUCGGAAUUGAGAAUCGGAACUGUUCAAAUUCAAACGAUGCCAAACCCUAGUGGCAGUGAAUGAACGAAUUUGUUCAUUUUCUGCCACCCUUCCAGUUCAAACGGAUUGGACAUCUACUAGUAAUAAACUCAUUUCAAUUCACGGCAGAAACAUUAAAAGAGCUUGUUUUCUAUUCGGUUUAUUAGUCGUAUUGUAGAACAUUGUAGAAUGAUUUCCUGACCCGUGUCUUGACAAUUGCUGUAUCGCAAAUUCAAUAGAUAAGUAUCGUGAGCCUUGUAUCGCAUCGAGCAACCCGGAGUUUCCCACCCCUAACACUAACUUUUCGUAUUCUUGUGUGGCCUGCAUGACCCAAAAUGUGAAGUCUACAUACGUGGUUACUCGGAGAUUAAAUAUAUAAAUCGCAAAUUUUAUUGCCCUCCGAUAAUGGACAAAACUAUGUGAACCCAAAAGCCAUUUUGUGACAUCCGUUAAGCUCAAAAAGACUAGAGCAUUGGUGCAUUGAACAAUGGGUAAUACUGAUGUCACCGAAAAGUGCGGGCAAUCAGGGAUACUCGCAUUUGAUCGGCUUAAACCAUACAUGUCCAAAGUCCGGCCCGGGGGCCAAAUGCAGCCCGUGGUCAAAUUUCAUCCGGCCCCCAGCCUCUGUCAUAAAAUCAAUAACAUCUGGACCGCACACAGACUUAAUAAAUUGGUCAGCAGUACUGCCACCAGCAUAUGAAGUAGCUUACACACUAAAUGCUGCUCCUCAUUUACCCACUAAAAGGCAGCAGCACUCUAAGCAACAUUACCCCGUGUGACCCUUUACUCCCAAUUUUCUAAAAUGGCGACAAUCAACAAAAAAAGUUGACUGCGACGGCCGACGCUUCAAGGGUAGGUGAAAAUUGGACUAUUCGUUAACUAAAAUACGCAACAACCGUGUCUGCCUCAUUUGCAAAGAGACAGUCUCUGUUUUUAAAGAGUUCAAUGUGAGGCGAUAUUACCAAACAAGACACGCUGACUUGUACGACGACAUUACAGGCAGCGAGAAAUUGAAGCAACUUGAAGCUAGUUUAAUUUCACAGCAGCAGUAUUUCGCAAGAGCCCGAGAGAGAAAGCCACAAGGCUAGUUGCGAGAAAUUAUUACCGUCUUGGCCCGAAUAUAAGACAGCCCUGAUUAUAAGACGACCCCCGCUUUUUCAAGACUCAAGUUUGAAUAAAAACUUUUUGAACACCAAAUUAAUUUUUAUACAGAAAAUAAUUACAGUACAUCUGAAACAAAUGAUUAUAACAAAUUUGAGAGAAAAAGCAUGUUAUUUUGCCCCAUUCAAAUCUUAAUAUCUGAACAUUUAAAUAUGUACUCUAAAGUGCAAUCACAUUCGUAAAUGAAUGGCUUCUGGUUUUUGAAAUGUAAAUAAACCAAUCUAUUGUGAUAAAACAACAAAAUUGCAAUAACUGCAUUAACCAUCAAAGUGAAGUCUUAACUGUAACUUUGGUGGCCAGGGGUGGCCACGGCCACCCCUAUAAAUUGGUUGGCCACCCCGCUCGCCAGUAUAUCGUUAGAUUGUUGUAGCAUCAGUUAUGGAUUUCAUCCCAAAUGAAUGCAUUUAUUUUGUUUUGUUAAAUGUAGGGCUGUAAAAUUUAUUGCGUUAACGGGCGGUAAUUAAAAAAAAAAAAUUAAUCACGUGAAAAUAUCACAAUUAAUGCAUUCGCAGUACGACUCAUUCACGCAUUGCCACCAACAGCCUACAAUGGCGCCGUUUUACUCAUUUACAGAGAUAAGUGGCAGUGUCAAGUGAGUGGAGUAGAUACAAGCAUUCAUUGGGGCCGUGCUUUUAAUUGGCAAAAGCUUUGUCAUCUCUCCCACAGCAACUAUAAAUAUUGUGGGAAGCGACGUGGGGAAGAAUGACAGGAGUUGAUCUUUUUCUUAACACCCUGUAGUGUACCCAACGCAGAGAAGAUGUAGCAUUUGCAGCCACCACACACACUCAUGGUUGCACCACUUCCCAUCAUGCUUUGGGCAGAACAGUUAAGUCGCUACAGUAUCAUUUACUGAAAGCUCAACAAACACACUAGAUGGCAAUAUUUAGUCACAAUAUACAAACUCACAUUUAUCCUUUAAGAAUUACAAGUCUUUCUAUUCGUGGAUCCGUUUCACAGAAAGAAUGUUAAUAAUGUUAAUGCCAUCUUGUGGAUUUAUUGUUAUAAUAAACAAAUACAGUACUUAUGUACAGUAUGUUGAAUGUAUAUAUCCGUCUUAUCUUUCCAUUCCAACAAUAAUUUACAGAAAAAUAUGGCAUAUUUUAGAGAUGGUUUGAAUUGUGAUUAUUUACGUUUAAUUAAUUUUUAAGCUUUGAUUAACUCGAUUAAAAUUUUUAAUCGUUUGACAGCCCUAGUUAAAUGUACACCUUAUGCCUAAUAUAUACAUAACACAAUAAAACAGAAUUGUUGUGUAACUUAAAAUGUUGACUGGACAGUUAUGGACUAUGCACAUUAAAUCAUUAGUAACAUCAAAUAUUACACAAUACACCAAAGUAUAUCAGUAGUCCUUAAGUCUUUCUGAUAGUUUUCCCCUGACCUUUUUACUGCAAUAAUAUAAUGAAAACCUGAAAUUAUGGCUUUUAGUUUUGGUGUGCCACCCCAAGAUUUUAACUGGCCCCAUCUGGCCACCCCUAUGAAACAUUUCUGGAGGUGCCACUGCUUGAAACUGAAAGGAAAAACAUUGGAAAAAAAAUAAUGCAAACUGGUUAAACUUGAGAGUUGCUUAGAUCUAUCAUGACAGAACAGCGCUUCAAUGAUAGCUGGCGCCAUCUAGCAUCGUGAAUGGGUAUAACGUCUAGCCCGCGAAUAUAAGACGACCCCCACUUUUUCAGUCUUAUUUCAAUGCAAAAAACACCGUCUUAUAUUAGGGCCAAUACUGUAAUUAAAAAAGAUAAUGAGGUAUGUGACACACAGAAUGGCUUGCUAAAAUUUGCGUAAAUACAUUGUUCUAUGUAAAGGUUGUCAGCCAAGGUCGGCCCCCCACAUUUUUACCACACCAAAUCUGGCCCCCUUUGCAAAAAGUUUGGACACCCCUGCUUUAAACAAUACAUUUAAAAAUGUUUGCCACUACUUAAGAUGUUUACUGUUAUUUACGUUUUCUUAAUUAUUACAUGUCAGGAAAAGCGAAAUUUGACUAUUUAUGAAUUUUUUUUUUUUUUCCAUUGGAAUGCACAUGUUCAAGGUGUUGUCUGUCCCUUGAAAUCAGGGGUCCCCAAACUAUUCCACAUCGGGCUGCAGUGGGUGCAGAAUUUAUUUCCAACAAAACAGGAUGACACCUUUUCACCAAUCUGGUGUCUUAUAAAUGUUAUCAGUUGAUUGCAGUCAGACGCUGCUUGUUUUAGCAGAUCCCUCAGUGGCCUGUGCUCGAUCAGUAGGAACAAAAACCAGGACACUCAGCUGCCCUUGACCGGUUUGGGUACCCCUGCUUUAAAUGCUGAUUUGCACAAGAAGGUAAUUCACUGCCUGGCUUUAAAUCUUGCUUUCAAAGGAAGACCGCAGCUAGCAUAAAUGACAAUUCACGUGAAAGACGAUUGCUCAAAAUACUUAUGUAUGCAAAUCAAGAAUUUCUUGGAGGGGGAAAAGUUUAGUUAAACACACACAAAAAUGAAAUUAUUAGUACAAACAUUGCUUUGCCAUCAGUUACACACACGUGUACAAAGUAGCUAAAAAAAAAAUUGGUACACACUAAAGUUAACUGUAAAUGUUCAAUCUGUCACUGUCUUUUUCUCCAGGUGAGGAACAGUCGAAGCUCAUUUCACAUCUUAGUUCUCUGCACAUCAAUUAUGCCUCGUGGCAUACUGACACUGAAUUCUGCUUUUGUUUUAUAGACGGAUUUUGCUUGAAAAACGGAUAUUGAAAUGAAGACUCGCAUGUAAACUGUUCUGUAUGUAUGCUAGGGUGACCAUAUUUUGAUUUCCAAAAAAGAGGACACUCAGCCCGGCCUUAAGAUACUUGAAUUUUACACGAAGUUCACUCAAGAUGCCUAUAUCACUUUAAUAUAUUUAAAGUAGGGCUGUCAAACGAUUAAAAUUUUUAAUCGAGUUAAUUACAGCUUAAAAAUUAAUUAAUCGUAAUUAAUCGCAGUUAAUCGCAAUUCAAACCGUCUAUAAAAUAUGCCAUAUUUUUCUGUAAAUUAUAUAUAUAUUCUGUAAAAUAAAUUGUUGGAAUGGAAAGAUAAGACACAAGAUGGAUAUAUACAUUCAACAUACGGUACAUAAGGACUGUAGUGGGCAUUUCACUCUACUGUCAUUUAAAUCUGUCUAUGCUGUCCUCACUCCGAAGCGUCUACUUUUUCCAAAGCUAGACAGCUAGUGAACGACGCCUUAAUAAUUCUUCUUCCUUUUUCAUCUGAUUUAUUGAUAAAAUGGCCUCAAACCAUUGUCCUCUUUAGACCGUCGUAAAACUACAAAAUAAAAGUACACAAGCAUUGCAUUAGCAACAACGUUAGCUUAGCACGCUAUACAGGUUCACUAAACAUAAACAAAAAGCGUCUCAUACAAAAAAUAUAACAUUUGGCUUACUAACAUAAUAUGUACAUUCUUUACAUCAACCAUACUUACGGACAAAUCUUGUCCAAGGAUCAUAUAAGCACAGCAUUAUCAGCCCGAGACGUCGUGCAGCCAUAAUGAACUGGUAAGAAAACAAUAAACCAUGUCGCAAAGCGACCACAAGACUUCGCUGUUGGACAGCAUAAAAAGCCUUGCUGUAAAACUUACCAAAAGGCAGAAUACCUUCUGAGCGGGACAUGUGCGUUAAUUGCGUCAAAUAUUUUAACGUGAUUAAUUAAAAAAAAUUACCGCGCGUUAACGCGAUAAUUUUGACAGCCCUAAUUUAAAGUGUGCCCCCUCACUCUGGAUGGAAAAAUACAUUUUGGGGGGGAAAAUAUAUAUAUAUAUAUAUAUAUAUAUAUAUAUAUAUAAUGCAGACCCAUUGAAAUGUAGUCCAGUCAAUACACAUACACACAGUAGGCUAUGUGUCAACUAAACAUUUUUAUAAAUUACUAUAGAGACUAUUGUCCUUGACAAAUUGUUAUUCCCAUUCAAUUGAUAUUCUCAUUUAAUGUUCUAGAUUGCACACAAACAAUAACCGAAAAAAACUGACAAACUAUUCAACCAGCAUGUUUCCAAACGUUGCAGUUCAAAACUACGUUUCCCAUGUUGCCUAGCGUGGUUUAGCUUACUAAUAGUUAGCUGAGGUAAAAAUCAAACUUUGCUAUAAAAGUUUACAAUCAUCGGCAGCGUAACGAUGCGACACCAAAUGGGAUUUUACAGUCAAAGCAACGACAGAAGUCUACAGUUCCCAUUAUAUACGUAUUUAUCGUAAAAAACUUAACAAUGGGGCAGGCGUUGUGGCCAAAACGUCAACCCAGUAGAUGGCGGUAAUGCCUCAUGAUAGGGGUAAACUGCCAACAAAAACAAGAACUACUCUUUCCCUCCCUUCUAGUAGGAUCCAUGUCAACUGUUGCCACCCAGGGGCUGGAGGGAUUCUCUUUAAAUUGGUCCCGUGAAAAAUCAUAAAAACCAGACAUUUUUAUGAAAUUAUAAAACCCGCCCGGACGACGAGGAUACUACGUGAAAGUAGGACUUGUCCGGGCAAAAGAGGACGUUUGGUCACCCUAAUGUAUGCGCAUAAAACAAUGGGUGUUACUGACAUCUCAAGUAGGUUGGACAAUCUGCGAAACUUGUAUUUGACUGGGUUGAAAUAAUACCGGAAUUUAAAAAUGUCUGCAAAACACUUUAAAAAAUGGUCAUUUCUGGUAAAUACUGUCUGUACUAUUACACUUGCAUUACACUUUACAUUACACGAGCAAAAUUUACUUUCUCUUUUAGUUUAUUGAGCAAGAUUCCACUUUGACACACGUAAUGGUGUCCCAUUUAAAAGCACCAUUUAACAUGAGGGGUGAACAUGUGAAGAGAUACUAUUUUGAUGUGAGGAUAGCUUGCAUUAGCUAAAACGGCUGCCUCAAGGCUAGCAGUUAUAGUGCAGGGGUGGGUAGGGUGACCAAACGUCCUCUUUUGCCCGGACAUGUCCACUUUUCACGUCGUGUCCUCUUCAUCCGGCCGGGUUUUAUAAAUUCAUGAAAAUGUCCGGUUUUUAUGAUCUUCCACGGCACCAGUUUGAAGAGAAUCGCAGCGCUUGCCUGCGUCGUCGUGGCUCCUACUAGUAGGGGAGGGAGAAGGAGUACAGUUUACCCCUUGUAUUAUGGGGCAUUACCGCCAUCUACUGGGUUGACGGUUUGGCAAGAAAACAGGCAGUUACAGACUACACUAAGGAGUAGUUGUAAGAGACGUUUAUAGUGCUCCGUACACCUUUCUGUAAGUUUAUCUUCUGUUAAUGUCGCUCAUGUGUCUUCUGUUAUAUACUAUACAAUAUAUGGGUACAAAGAGAUGCAGUAUGUUGUAUGAGUCUUGUAUUAAUUGUUCUGCAUUCGUGUAUUUGGUUGAAUGUUAGUAUUAUAUUCUAAGUGGGAGCACCUGCACAGUUGUUAAGUUUUUCACGAUAAAUACGUAUAUAAUGACAACGGUUGACUUCUGUUGGAGUUUUGUACUAGCGUGAUCUGUAAAAUCCCGUUUGAUGUCGCAUCGUUGUGCUACAGAUGAUUGUGAAUUUAUAUAGCAAAGUUUGAUUUUGCCUCGUCUCCCGGUACUCGCUAAUAGGGUAGCUAUCAGUGAGCUAACUAAGCCGCACUACGCAUUAUGGGAAACGUAGUUUUGAACUGCUGCGUUUGGAAACAUGCCAGUUGAAUAGUUUGUCAGUUUAUUUUAGUUAUUGUUUGCGUGCAAUCUAGAACAUUGAAUGAGAAUAAAAAUUGAGUGGGAAUAACAAUUUUUCAAUGACAAUUGUAGUGAUAAUAAUUUAUAAAAAUAUUUAUGUAGCACAAGCCUACCGUGGGGCUGUAUUGCCUGUACUAUAUUUCCACGGGUCUGCAUGAUAUUUUUUUUGGUCACUAUUUAAUUUUUGUUUUGUUUUGUUUAUGUUUUAGUAAAAAUUAAGCCUGUAGAGCAAAAAAACUUAUUUCAAUAUAGUAUAUAAUAUAUACUAUUUGGCUUUUUUAUUUUUAAAUAAAACUGAAUUUUUCUGUCCAGACGGAGGAGGCACACUUUAAAUUUAUUAAAGUGAUACAGGCAUCUUUGAGUGAACUUCGAGUAAAAUUCAAGUAUCUCGAGGCCGGGCAAAAUGUCCUCUUUUUUGGAAAUCAAAAUAUGGUCACCCUAGGGGCGGGCAACUUGUAUCACUCAUGGAGCGAUUUGAAAUCAGUUUCCACAGAAAGGCCCACACUCGGAGCUGGAUGCAAAUGGUAAAGUUUGUAAUUACUCUAUCAGCCAGACUGUAUAUUAAUAUGUAUAUAUACAGUGCCCUCCAUAAUUAUUGGAUUUAUAAUAAUUAUGUGUUUUUUAGCUUCUAAUAAUUUUUUCCCCCUAAAUAAUAUGGGACCUUAAUGGAAAAAAAAAUCCAACCUUCAAUACGACCCAUCUUCGGCUUUCGGGCAGAGGGCAACAGAUUUUGAUUUAAAAUGUCCUGGUAUUUCAAAGCAUUCAUGAUGCCAUGCACCCUAACAAGGUUCCCAGGGCUUUUGGAAGCAAAACUGACCCACCCCAAUACUUCACAGUGGGUAUGAGGUGCUGUCUACACGCCAACAAGCUGUUUGGGAGGCAUGCACGGAGAAAACCUUUCCUCACUCACAAUCAUAAACGUCUGGAGUUCGGCAAGCGGUAUUUGGGCUUCAACUGGGACCGUAUGCUUUGGUCAGAUGAGACCAAGAUGCGCAUGCUGAAAAGCACCUCAUACCCACUGUGAAGUAUGGGGGUGGGUCAGUGAUGCUGUGGGGCUGUUUCGCUUCCAAAGGCCCUGGGAACCUUGUUAGGGUGCAUGGCAUCAUGAACGCUUUGAAAUACCAGGACAUUAUAAAUCAAAAUCUGUUGCCCGAAAGUUGAAGAUGGAUGGAUGGAUGGUGAGAGUUCAGUUAAUAAACAGAUCCACAAUACAGUGAGCCUGAUUUGAUCUGCCUACUGAAGGAAAAUCAAAUAAUUCAAAUUUAUUUAAUAUAAAACAGCCGCAUAGUUCACAGGAGCUGUGUGUUGCUAACCCCUUGUAUAGCUGGUGUCAGCUGACCUAUAAAUCAUUUUUUACUAUACAUGACAAUUGAUUCAAAUCUGACAAUGCGAUGUUUGAUUUGUUGACUUCUGAACUUAAUGUUACCAUUGAUAACAUCGACUAGCUAGAGAAAUACAAUCUUCGUGCUAGCUUAUCAAUAUAAACAUUCAAAAGAACAAGCAACCCAACGACUAAUCCUGCCAAUCUAAGCAUUUCUAAUGCUUUUGUAGAGAUACUUUUCAUAAUUUGUUUCCUCCCUUCUCAAUAUUUGAUUACAAUAUAAUGGAAGGAAAACAAAGAUUUUGCUAAAAUUGAUCAAAUUUGGGGCUUUUUGGGGCCAGGCAGUGAACCAUUGAAGGCAACUUUGGCUGAUGGAAAAAUCAGUGCCUUGCACAAAAAAAAUUCAGCAGAUUGAUGUUUGUCAAAUCACAAGUACCUGCAGCAAAUGACUUAUUUUGCAUCCUUUGGUAUACAAGUGUGGCCUACCCAAAAUGUGAUCUCCAAAUAUGUGGAUUCCAUGUCUCGCUUAGGAUAUUUUAAUCGUUAUUGUAAUUUAGAUGAUUUUUAUGAAUAAAUGUAACAAUCAAAUAUUUUUAAAACUGGACUGUGAAAGCUCGUUUCAAAGCCGUUGACGGCAGUAGAUGUCCAAUUCAUUUUCCAGUCAAAAAUGGAUUGGACGUCUAGCACCGUCAAUGGCAGCCAAUGAGUUUAAAUAAGCAUCUUGCUGUAAAAAUGGUUAAUUUGCACUUUUUUGUGAACCGAUUGUGUGCAAUGUUUUGUCUUAAAUAUCACUGAUUAGAAAACCAUUACAAUACAUUUGACUUUUUAUUAAAGCAAUUUCAACCCACAGCAAUAUCCAUUGAAUGCAAAGAAAUGAACCAACUUUUUAUUUUUUUCUUUGACAUCUUUACAAAGCACAGAUUGAAAUCUCGACACGGUGCGAUAACAGCAUAGUUUUAAAACGUACACCAAACCAGCAACGAACAAAUAAUACACACGAGUUAUCAAAACACAGUAUUGCAACAGUCCCAGGUUUAAAAAAACAAAAAACAAA
Molecule: messenger RNA, 12610 nt
Organism: Corythoichthys intestinalis (scribbled pipefish)
Lineage: Eukaryota; Metazoa; Chordata; Actinopteri; Syngnathiformes; Syngnathidae
Gene: slc60a2b
Product: major facilitator superfamily domain containing 4B
Exons: 4
Coding region: 193-2082 (629 amino acids)
Source: RefSeq, a predicted model, not a curated record